AUGACAGAUCUGGAGGUGCUGGACGUCAAGACCACCGAGACCAAUCUUCUGUCAGCUGAAGAAAAAGUGGCUAUGAAGAAAGCUGCAAGUUCAUUGAAGAAACAAGGAAGUAGAUAUCAAGUUGCAGUACCAUGGCGAGAAAACGAGCCGCAGCUGAAAAGCAACUACGAAUCUGCGCUGAUUCGCCUGGUGAAGCUGGAGAAUUCUCUUCAUCGUCGGGGAGCUCAUCUUGCUGCAAAGUAUAACGACAUUCUUGAAGAGUACGUGAAGAAAGGUUAUAUGACCAAAACUCCCACGGCGCAGAGAUCAAAAAGUGGAGAGGAUGAGUGGUUCCUUCCACACUUUCCCGUCAUUCGAGAGGACAAGGCGUCAUCCAAGAUCCGAAUCAUGUACGACGCAGCGGCCAAAAGUGAGGGAAUCAGUCUCAACUCACAGCUCCUUCCGGGACCAUCGCUUUACAGCGACCUGAUCGAAACGCUAGUCGGAUUCAGACAACAUCCUAUCGCCUUAGUCGGAGAUGUAAAGGAGAUGUUCCUUCAAGUCGAGCUGGCGCCAAAAGAUCAGAAGUUCCACCGCGUUCUAUGGCGCAACAUGAAGCAAGAUGAAGAACCAACAGUUUUUGAAGCCAAGAGAUGGAUCUUCGGAAACGCUGCAGCACCGUUCGUCGCGCAGUUUGUUCUGAAGGAGCAUGCGCGACUCAACGCAGAGAAGUACCCUGUUGCGUCUGAAGUAAUCAGCAAGCACGUUUACAUGGACGACGAGAUCGCAUCAUUUAAGGAUGCGGAAUCCGCCAUCGGAGCAAGGAGGCAAGUAAGUGAGCUGCUGGAAGAUGCUGGCAUGAAGAUGACGAAGUGGAAAUCAAACAGUCAAGAAGUGAUGGAAACAGUACCAGAAGAGGACAGAGCCGUCACCUCAAAACACUUCAUUGAAGACAAAGGAUCAGAAUCAACCAAAGCUCUCGGCGUGGUGUGGUCGACAGAAGACGACAUUCUAUCACUGGAUGUGUCCAAGCGACCGCCGGUGACAGGAAGAUGGACCAAGAGAGCUGUCCUGAAGGAGAUGGCUGCCAUCUUCGACCCGUUAUGCCUAUUCGCACCAUUCACACUCCGUGCCAAGAUGUUAUUUCAGCAAACCUGGGACUGCACGAUCAACUGGGACGACAUCCUACCUGAGGAUCAGCAGAAACAGUGGAACGCGUGGUUCUUCGAACUCGCAGAACUGGAGACCAUAGCUGUGCCAAGAUGUAUUCACCGCUUCAAGGGUGAACCUGACCAAGAGCUCCAUGUCUUCAGUGAUGCCUCUGAGCAGGCAUAUGCCGCUGCUGUAUAUGUCGUAUCCGAAAGCAUGGGUGAGAGGUGCUCCAAUCUCGUCCUGGCACGUGCCAGAGUGGCACCGAGAGCAAAGAAGAAGACGAUCGCCAGACUGGAGCUCAUGGGGGCGCUCUUGGGACUGCGUCUAGUCAAGAAAGUGUGCAGCGCUCUUGGGAAGGAGCUAUCCAACUUCCUCGUGGGUCACACAGCAAUCGAGAUGACAGUAUCAUCAGAUUCCAAUGAGGCGGGGGUAAGGCAGCGCUGGAAACGUAUACAACAGCUGUCAACAGAGUACUGGAGGCGAUGGCUCAGAGAAUAUCUACCGUCGCUACAGCGGAGACAGAAGUGGCUUGAUCCGAAACCCGACAUAGCACCUGGUGACGUGGUGUUGGUGGUCGACCCGUCUUCUCCACGAGGAAAGUGGCCGAUGGGACGCAUAGACCAAGUGAUGAGAGGUGACGAUGGUCACGUCAGAGUGGCGUCUGUGAGGAUGCGAGACAAGAUCGUCACAAGACCAGUCACAAAGAUGGUCCGACUGGAUGUCAGCGGCCUGCUGGUGUAG
Messenger RNA from Amphibalanus amphitrite, 1872 nucleotides. RefSeq lists its product as uncharacterized. The record is from RefSeq and is a predicted model, not a curated record. NCBI's taxonomy places the organism in Eukaryota, Metazoa, Arthropoda, Thecostraca, Balanomorpha, Balanidae. The transcript has 2 exons. The coding region runs from base 1 to 1872 and encodes 623 amino acids.